CUGGUCACUGGCGUUGGGUUUUUGGGGGAGCGGGCGGAAUGCGACUCAUAAACGCGAGAAGCCCUUUCGGGGAUUUGAGUCCGCAGAUAAUUGGUCCAAGGCUAAAAUUUGACGUCCAUGCCAGAGUACUGUUGCCCCAAAGAAAUUUUUUUGCUUUUCGUUUGAAAACUGACUCCUUUGGAACUGCUAGGAGUGCCGUGCAAAGUAUUUUCACUUCGUUCUCUUCAGUUUCUUCAGGAAUUCUAAGUCUCAAUCAGUCUGCAACUAGUUUCAAAGAUUUUAGAGUUUAUGCUGAUGUUGGUGAGAGAGAGAUCAAGGUAAGGGUUGAUGUUUCUGGUGCAAGGACACAAGAAAUUUUUGAUGAUGUUUUCUCCAAGCUUGUUGAUGCUGCACAACCAAUUCCUGGUUUCAGGAGAGUUAAAGGAGGGAAAACGCCAGAGGUUCCUAAAGAUGUUCUUAUACAAAUCAUUGGACCUUCUAAAGUGAAGAAGGAGACAAUCUUGCAGGUCAUAAACACCACAGUUAACGAGUAUGUUUCAAAGGAAGGUCUAAAUGUGACUAAAGAACUAAGAGUGGAGCAGAGCUAUGAUGAAAUAGAAGCUGCAUUCAUUCCUGGAGAGGAAUUCAGCUUUGAGGCAAUUAUUGGCCUUCAACAAACGAGCAAAAGUUGAUCCCGAUAAUUAAGAGUAAAGCUCUUAUUCUCAUACGUUAAAACAUAACCACAUUCGGACAUUGUUUAAUGAGAUCAAAUAUGCAAAUUCCUGUAAAGUUUCGUCCAUCUUUUAUGUUACAAAAUGAUCACAUCUGAACUAUUGGUGACCAGGUAUGCAAGAAAUUUAAGUUGUUGACUUGGAAUUUUAAGCAUGCCUGAAUCUUUUAUAUGUAUCAAUGUUUGUAUCGUUCAAAAAACCUGAAUAGUCAAUACAUGGGAGGAAGUGUCCAAUGAUACUUCAUGGAUGCCUAGUCUAGAACUGUUUAACCUUGAAUAUGUUACAUUUUUUUCAAUAACUUGCUUUACUCAACAUGGCCUAACCAAUUCG
Messenger RNA from Phalaenopsis equestris, 1040 nucleotides. RefSeq names its product trigger factor. Gene Ontology annotation, biological process: protein unfolding; 'de novo' cotranslational protein folding; protein transport. NCBI's taxonomy places the organism in Eukaryota, Viridiplantae, Streptophyta, Magnoliopsida, Asparagales, Orchidaceae. Gene Ontology annotation, molecular function: ribosome binding; protein folding chaperone; peptidyl-prolyl cis-trans isomerase activity. The transcript is spliced from 8 exons. The record is from RefSeq and is a predicted model, not a curated record. Bases 39 to 671 code for a protein of 210 amino acids.